UGCCUGAGCCUCCUCUACCUCUUCUCCGUGUGCCACAUCCUGCUGCUGGUGCACCCCACUUGCUCCUUCGACAUCACCUACGACCGCGUCUUCAGGGCGCUGGACGGGCUGCGACAGAAGGUCCUGCCCUCCCUGAAGGCCGCCAUCAAAGACUGCCCGGUGGGCAAGGAGUGGAAGCUCAACUGCAGGCCGUGCCCUCCGCGUCUCCUCUUCCUCUUUCAGCUCAACGGGGCCCUAAAGGUGGAUCCCCCGCCAGGCAGAGGCCAGGACCCUUGCAGUCACCUGGAAAAGCCACCGCCGAAGAAGCACUCCCCCAAGAGGAGACUGCAGCAUGCUCUGGAGGAUCAAAUCUACCGCAUCUUCCGCAAGAGCAGGGUGUUGACCAACCAAAGCAUCAACUGCCUGUUCACCGUGCCUGCUAACCAGGCUUUCGUGUACAUUGUGGCUGGGGGGGGCCAGGGUGGGGGUGACCCCGCGGGACCCAGAAGGUGUCAGAUGAUCCGACUCGGCAGGCAGCAGCUGCCCUUCCACGCAGAGAGCAGCAGCAGCAGCUCCAGCUCCUCUGGACAGCUUGUGGACUGCACCCUCAAGGAGUUCUUGUGGCAGCACGUGGAGCUGGUGCUCAGCAAAAAGGGUUUUGAUGACAGCGUGGGGAGGAACCCGCAGCCCUCUCACUUCGAGCUCCCGACCUACCAGAAGUGGGUUGCUGCAGCUUUAAAACUGUAUGAAGUGACCAUUGAAGGCAAAGAUGAUGACCCGACCUCCCUCACUGGGGAACUGAGCUCAAAAAUCAUGAGCAGCAUCAAAGUCUUGGAAGGCUACUUAGAUAUAGACACCAAAUUCUCAGAAAACCGUUGCCAGAAAGCUCUCCCCAUGGCCCACAGCGCUUACCAAUCCAACCUGCCCCACAACUACACCAUGACGGUCCAUAAGAACCAGCUGGCGCAGGCCUUGCGUGUGUACAGCCAGCACGCCCGCGGCCCGGCCUUUCAUAAGUACGCCAUGCAGCUCAACGAGGACUGCUACAAGUUCUGGAGCAACGGGCAUCAGCUCUGCGAAGAGCGAAGUUUAACCGACCAGCACUGCGUGCACAAGUUCCAUCUGCUCCCAAAAGCAGGGGAAAAGCCAGAAGCAGACAGAAAUCCUCCAGUUCUGUACCACAACAGCCGGGCUCGUUCCACUGGUGCCUGUAACUGCGGAAGGAAACAAGCUCCUCGGGAUGACCCUUUUGAUAUCAAAGCAGCUAAUUACGACUUUUACCAGCUGCUGGAAGAAAAAUGCUGUGGGAAACUGGAGCACAUCAACUUUCCCGUAUUUCAGCCAAGCACACCUGAUCCGGCACCAGCUCGGGAUGAGUCUUCCCCUGCCCCUCCAGAAGGCGAGAUUGAGAAACUUAAAGAAAAAGAACCUCAGACUCAGGGAGAAAGCACGGGCCUGAGCUUAGCCCUCAGCCUGGGUCAGUCGACAGGCAGCUUGGGCACUUACCCGCCUGAUGCCCAGGGUGGAGGGGACAAUGCAGAAAGUCACGGGCAGAGUGGGGAUUCCAAAAGUGAGAAAAGGCCAAGCCUCGUCGAUCGCCAGGCAUCCACUGUCGAGUACCUCCCUGGGAUGCUCCAUUCGAAUUGCCCCAAAGGUCUUCUGCCCAAAUUCUCCAGUUGGUCACUGGUUAAGCUGGGGCCUGCUAAAGCUUAUAACUUCCACACAGGCUUAGAUCAACAAGGCUUUAUCCCGGGAACGAACUAUUUAAUGCCUUGGGACAUUGUCAUCAGGACGAGAACUGAAGAUGAAGGAGACCUAGAUACCAAUUCGUGGCCUGCACCUAACAAGGCUGUUCCUGGAAAAAGAAGUGCAGUUGUGAUGGGAAGAGGAAGACGGAGAGAUGACAUAGCUCGAGCAUUCGUAGGGUUCGAAUAUGAGGAUGCCCGUGGUAGAAGGUUCAUGUGUUCAGGGCCUGAUAAAGUCAUGAAAGUGAUGGGAGGGGGGCCAAAGGAAUCUGCCAUCAAGGCCCUCAAUUCCGACAUGCCGCUGUACAUCUUGUCGUCGACUCAGGGACGAGGGCUCAAGCCACAUUACGCUCAGUUCAUGAGGCUCUUUGUGGUGGUUCCUGAUGCUCCGCUGCAGAUCACGUUAACGCCUCAGGUUCAGCCAGGGCCACCACCUUGUCCUGUAUUUUACCCUGAGAAGCAGGAAAUAACUCUUCCAUCUGAUGGACUCUGGGUGCUGAGAUUUCCUUACGCAUACGUGACAGAGCGUGGACCCUGCUUUCCUCCCAAAGAAAGCCAACAAUUAAUGAGUUACAAAGUUCUCCGAGGAAUACUGAAAGCGAUUACACAAUAAGAAUUAUUCUGCUAGAUUAAUUUUGGUUUAAAAAUACUGUCUUCAGUCCAAAUAAUGGAUUUUGAUUCGUG
Messenger RNA from Apaloderma vittatum (bar-tailed trogon), 2408 nucleotides. RefSeq names its product SMG8 nonsense mediated mRNA decay factor (gene SMG8). The annotation marks the transcript as partial. The transcript has 5 exons. Gene Ontology annotation, biological process: nuclear-transcribed mRNA catabolic process, nonsense-mediated decay. The record is from RefSeq and is a predicted model, not a curated record. Lineage: Eukaryota; Metazoa; Chordata; Aves; Trogoniformes; Trogonidae.